Messenger RNA from Rhodofomes roseus, 1221 nucleotides. RefSeq lists its product as uncharacterized. Lineage: Eukaryota; Fungi; Basidiomycota; Agaricomycetes; Polyporales; Fomitopsidaceae. The record is from RefSeq and is a predicted model, not a curated record. Bases 1 to 1221 code for a protein of 406 amino acids. The transcript has a single exon.
AUGAGACACAACACCAUACAUAACGACUUAGUCGCGUUAGAAGCGCACCUAGUGGAUGACUGCUACUCCAGCGGUGAGCUGGCAGCAGCUAUACACGCGGCACAGCUGACACACAAAGACGAACCUCUGCGAUUUAUAUGCGAAACUGAGAACCUAAGCAUUGUCCUAACCCGAGACCUAGAACGAUGGGAGAGACUAGACUGGUUUGGUAUCAGUAACCGUCUCGCAUGGAAGGCACUAGUGAACAUACUACGACAGAGAUGUGCGACAACAACCUUCCGCAAAGCCGAUGGAAGUGUAGAAUGGUCCCUGAUAGACAAUGGACGGUCAGUAGCAAAGCAGCUACAAGCAAGGAACGAACUACACCUGAUAAGGCCAAUGACCAACCGAUGCUUCAAUAUAUCUGGGAUUAGACUAUCCGACCUGUCCCAACGACUGGCAUAUAGAAUGAUACGCCUGAGCCACAAGACUCGUAGACCUGCCACGCAGCGUGUCCUACAAUCAGUACUCAGUAACAUAGAUAAUGAUGGCGGCGACUGUGCUAAGGAAGAGGAGAUAUGGACCAGCCUCCGGGCAAAAGAGAUCCGCAAACCAGUACAAGAUUUCCUAUGGAAAUGUCUACAUAACGCGCAUAGAUGUGGGUCAUUCUGGAAGAACAUACCGAACUACGAGGAUAGAGCGCUAUGCUCCUACUGUGGUAACGAGGAGUCGAUGGAACAUAUCAUGACGCAAUGUCAGGCCCCGGGCCGCGACGUUGUCUGGAAUCUUGCUGAAGACAUCUGGGAGAAGAAACAAGCCACAUGGGCACGUCCUAAUUACAAUGAGAUAAUUGGCGUUGGCCUACAGAAAUGGUACACCCCAAAGAUGAAGCGUCGUCCAAUGGCCGAACGAUUCUGGAGAAUCCUAAUCUCAGAAUCAGCAUACCUGAUAUGGUGCUUACGAUGCGAAAGAGAGAUAGGCCACUCUGACGAACCUGGAUGGAAACACACAGAGAAAGAAAUAUCAGCUAGAUGGACGUCAGCGUUAAAUAAGAGACUCCACCUAGAGAUGGCGAUGACCCAUCGACGAUUCGGACGACAGGCACUGAGAAGGGAGACCGUCACAAACACCUGGAGAGGGACGCUGUCGGACGAACAUGCCUUACCUGAUGACUGGACAAGUACAAAUCGGGUUUUAGUGGGUAUUGCAACCUCCGCGAGAAGAGCUCAAGGCGAAGGCUGA